Messenger RNA from Lottia gigantea (owl limpet), 549 nucleotides. RefSeq lists its product as hypothetical. Bases 1 to 549 code for a protein of 182 amino acids. The transcript is spliced from 2 exons. Lineage: Eukaryota; Metazoa; Mollusca; Gastropoda; Lottiidae. The record is from RefSeq and is a predicted model, not a curated record.
AUGUCCCAAGGCUGGCCUGUAGGUGACCUGAGAUUUGAAGCAGGAACCUUAAUGAAUUAUGAACAUAUAGUAUUAACAUAUAUGAAUUAUGAACAUAUAGUAUUAACAUAUAUGAAUUGUGAACAUAUAGUAUUAACAUAUAUGAAUUGUGAACAUAUAGUAUUAACAUAUAUGAAUUGUGAACAUAGAGUAUUAACAUCUAUGAAUCAUGAACAUAUAGUAUUAACAUAUAUGAAUUAUGAACAUAUAGUAUUAACAUAUAUGAAUUGUGAACAUAGAGGAUUAACAUCUAUGAAUCAUGAACAUAUAGUAUUAACAUAUAUGAAUUAUGAACAUAUAGUAUUAACAUAUAUGAAUUGUGAACAUAUAGUAUUAACAUAUAUGAAUUGUGAACAUAGAGUAUUAACAUCUAUAAAUCAUGAACAUAUAGUAUUAACAUAUAUGAAUGGUGAACAUAUACAUGUAGCAUUAACUUCUACGAAUCAUGAACAUAUGGUAUUAACAUCUAUGAAUCUUGAGCAUAUAUCUAAAAAUCAUCAACAUGCAUGA